Lolium rigidum is the source of this 1524-nucleotide messenger RNA. Its product is annotated as probable amidase At4g34880. The record is from RefSeq and is a predicted model, not a curated record. The transcript is spliced from 5 exons. Bases 1 to 1524 code for a protein of 507 amino acids. Lineage: Eukaryota; Viridiplantae; Streptophyta; Magnoliopsida; Poales; Poaceae.
AUGCCGCGUCUGAUCCUUGCAGUAGCCGCCGCUCUCGUGCUGCUCGCCGGCGCCGGCGCUCAUGGCUUCCAGAUCGAAGAAGCCACCAUGGACACAAUCCAGCAGGGCUUCCGCAACGGCAGCCUCAGCUCGGUGCAGCUGGUCCGGUUCUACCUGGACCGCAUCCUCAGCCUGAACCCGCUGCUGCGCGCCGUCAUUGAGGUCAACCCGGACGCGCUCCGCCAGGCUGCGCGCGCCGACGCCGAGCGCCGCUCCGGCAAAUGCCCCACCGCGGGGGUCCUCCACGGCGUGCCCGUCCUGCUCAAGGACAACAUCGCCACCCGCGACGCGCUCAACACGACGGCCGGGUCUCUCGCGCUGGUCGGGUCCAAGACGAUGCGGGACGCCGGGGCGGUGUCCCGGCUCCGGCGUGCCGGCGCCGUGGUCCUUGGCAAGGCGAACAUGGACGAGUGGUCCAACUUCCGCGGCCUCCACGGCACCGACGGCUGGAGCGCCCGCGGCGGCCAGGCCAAGAAUCCGUACGUGCUCUCGGCUGACCCGUGCGGGUCGAGCACUGGCCCGGCCAUCGCGGCGGCGGCGAACAUGGCGGCGGUGACGCUGGGGACGGAGACCGCCGGCUCCAUACUGUGCCCGGCGUCGCUGAACUCCGUGGUCGGGAUCAAGCCCACGGUGGGGUUGACCAGCCGAGCCGGGGUCGUCCCCAGCACGCCUAGGCAAGACACGGUCGGGCCGAUUUGCCGCACCGUGAAGGAUGCGGUCCACGUAUUGGAUGCCAUCGUCGGCUACGACGCCCUCGACGCGGCAGCCACACAUGCAGCUUCCAAGUACAUCCCUCAUGGCGGAUACACGCAGUUUCUGAAGAAAGAUGGGCUAAUGGGGAAGAGGAUCGGCGUGCCGAAUGGCUUCUUCACCUUCCCAAACGGAACCGUGCAGCAGAGGGUGUACCAGCAACAUCUUGACACGAUCAGGGAACAAGGAGCCAUCGUGAUCGAGUACCUGGACAUAGCGAACCUAAGCGACAUACUGGAUACGCUGAACAAUGGCCAACAGAUUGCACUACCGGCAGAGCUCAAGCUGAGCCUCAAUGCGUACCUGGCAGGCUUGGCAUAUUCUCCGGUCCGAUCACUUGCGGAGGUCAUAGCAUUCAACAAUGCACACCCCGUCGAGGAGAAACUGGAGGAGUUCGGGCAGCUCAUCUUCCUGGUGGCCGAGAACACGACCGGCAUCGGUGCCACGGAGAAUGCGGCGAUCAGCCAGCUGAAAAUGCUCUCCACCGAUGGGCUGGAGAAGCUGAUGAAAGAGCAUGAGCUGGACGCCGUCGUGGCGCCCAACGACGCCUUGUCUCCGGUGCUCGCCAUCGGCGGCAUGCCGGGGAUCACCGUGCCGGCAGGAUACGGCAAGCUGGGGGUGCCGUUCGGUCUGUGCUUUGGUGGGUUGAAGGGGUACGAGCCAAGGCUGAUCGAGAUGGCCUACGCGUUUGAGGAAGUUACCAAGGUCAGGAAGACUCCGACGUUCAAGCCAUAG